Cinara cedri is the source of this 3984-nucleotide messenger RNA. NCBI's taxonomy places the organism in Eukaryota, Metazoa, Arthropoda, Insecta, Hemiptera, Aphididae. The record is from the annotation of a GenBank genome assembly.
AUGAUGUCCACCGUGGUUUCGCUAGUAGAGAGCAUGCUUUUCACGGCGAUUUUGACGUUACUGGUUCUAUGUUGGCUAUGCGAAAAAAAUACAAACAUUGCCGUCCUCGUAUGGAACGCAAUCGUUCUAAUAAGGUACGCGCGUGUAUCCGAAAAACCGUUUUAUGUUGUUUUUUGUCCGUUUUAAAAUUAGUAAUCGGUGACUUACAUCUGGCGAGUAUAUGCCAAUAGAAAAUCGCCCCUCGUCACCGUAACUCGUCGGCGAAUAAAGCCGACGAUCGUGGCCCGCCUUUGCCGUCAUCCGCCGGUUGUAUUCCAGUGAGUAAUAUACGUGAAAAAUAUCGUUUCCCGUGUACGCGGCUGAACUGGAUUUUUAUUCGGAUUUUAAUAGCCCGGUGUAGGUACCUACAGUUUUAUUCGCUGACGAACGGUGCGUGUAAAUUCGCCAAACGUUAUCCGACGUGGCUGCAAAAUGCAGACAUAGGCGAUAUUGUACGGAUAUUUUUUUUCUAUGUUAACUGUCUAGGCAUAUAAUAUUCAUUUUUUUUUGGUAUCUAAUGACCGAUUCAUCAUCGCUCGACCCGUACCGCCACGGGGUCUAGAAUCUCGAAAUUCAGCACGGAAGUUUAUUAUAUUUUGUACAACGAUAAUAUACGGGCAACUGUACACUAUAUGGUAUAGAAACUACAAAGGAUUUUUAAAAAUUCGACCAUCGAUGACCGGCACACGCACAUACGUUUUAUUCCUUAAAUCACGGAAAUCGCGUUUUAUCUUUAUUCUCUUUAUUUCUGAAUUCUAUCUUUUAUGCAUGUGAGAAGAAAAGUGUACGGUGUUCAUUUUGUUACAUUUUUGAAUUCAAAAGUCAUAAAAUAAUCUACUGGCGUGAAAUUUGUCACUGGCAAGACCGUUGCCUUCAAACCAUACCUAUGGAAGUAAAAUACUAUUCGAAAUUUCGAUGAUCCGACGAGAAACAAACGGUUAUUAAUGAUAUUACCCCGAAAAAAUAUAGCGUCAUUAAAAUAUAUGUUAUAAAAUACAGAAAUAUAUAUUGUUUUUUGGUCUAAUAUCCUUCUGUGUUACACGAGAGAAAAACUCAAAUUUAAUUUCUAAUAUAAAAUGAAAACUUGCACAUGUUUUUAAACGGAUAAUUCGAUCUGUAUUUUCCGGAGUAUACGUUGAAAAUACCUGCUCGAUUUGUGUCUUUACUAAUUACAUUUAUUAUGAUAUAUUUGGUGUGUUAGAAAUUAUUGUAAUACCUAUUAGAUUAAUGAGUUUUAAAUUUAAUUACAGACACGCCUGGCAAUUUAUAGUAAAAGAUAUGUACACGUUGUUUAAAAAUGAGUAUCCAGUCGACGAUAAACCUGAUUUAGCGGUAUCUUCCAGUAAUCAAUCUGGUGAUCACACUUCGUGUCCCAUGGCGGCUGACCUCGUUUCACAGUCGUUCCCCCUUUGCCACUUUCCAUUUUCACAGGGAGGAGAAAAUACCGCCCAGGAACUCGGUAAAUAUACAUUCUAAGAUCGACUUCUCUAUAAACACUCUGACAAAUACAACCUAUCUCCUACUAUAUUAUUUUUGAUUUCAUGUAGAAGAAGUCAUAAGAAACAUGCAAGUUGUUGAUUUGACAAUAAAAAGAGUACAACCAGUCGAAAAUAGCAUAAACUAUUUGCAGUUUAUUUAUUUUGGUUUGAACUUGGAAAAAGGAAUAUUAUCGAUAUUUCUCGUACGUAUUUAAUUUUGAUUUGAGUUUAUAUUUUUUUCAUCUUAUGUUGCAAUUAAACUUAUUUUCACUACUUUUGACCAAUAUUUAAUAUUUAAUAAAAUAUAAUGUAUGUUACAUUGAGACUUUAUAGUAUUGUAAUUUAAAAGAAUUAAAUUGUUUUAACAUUUUGCAGGAAAUGUUUGAGUAUGUUGAUUCUCAUAUUCUUGAUCAGUUCGAUUGCUGGUAUUAUCGCAUUGACGAUUGGGAAUUGGAAAUUGUUGGGAUACUUAAUGGGGAAUCAAUUGUUCUUGAAAUGAGACUGUAAGUGGUUUUUUAAGGUUUUAGUAUAAAUUAUUACACUUAUCAGUUAAAUUGUAUAAUAUGCGUUUUUUUUUUUUUUAAAUUUAAUUAUAGACACGUUUGUGAAGUGAUAAUAAAUAACGGACGUUCUAAUGAACCGGACGUCAAAGAACCAGAGUCAACGGAUUCUUCCGGUUAUAAGGCUUGUGAUCAAGCUUCGAAUUCUUCGAUGGCUGACCUCAUUUCACCGUCGUAUCCCCUAAACGUUUGGUCUUCGGAGACAGGAGAUAAUCCCGCCCAAAUUAUCGGUACAUAUAUAUUCUGGGAUAGACUUCUGUAUAAAAAUUAUGACGAAUACCCACCCGCCUCCUAAUAAAUUAUUGUUGAAUUGAUGUAGAUUCGGAUGGGGAAGAACCCGAGUCAACGGACUCUUCCGGUAAUCAGAGUUGUGAUCAAGCUUCGAGUUCUUCGAAGGAUGACCUCGCUUCACCGUCGUUCCCACUUUACGUUUGGCCCUCAGAGACAGGAGAUAAAGCCGCCCAAAUUAUUGGUACAUAUAUAUUCUAGGAUAGACUUCUGUAUAAAAACUAUGACAAAUACCUACCUGCCUUCUUAUAAAUUAUUGUUGAUUUGAUGUAGACGAAUCCUGCAUGGAGGCAAUAAUUCGAGUGGUCANGAAAAAUAUAAUAUAUAUGUUAAAAUGUGAUUAUAGUUAUGUAAUUUAAAAAAUUUAAUUAUUUUAACAUUUCGCAGCAAAUGUAUAGGCGUAUAUAUUGUCAUUUGCAUGAUCAGUUAGUAUGGUGGUACAAUCGUAAAUGCCAUUCGGAAUUAGAGAUUGUCGGUAAACUCUAUGGAGGGUUUAUAGUCCUAGGAAUGAGACUGUAAGUGGUUUUCUAAAAUUUCUGUAUGAAUAAUUACAUUUAUAAGUUAAAUUACAGAAUAUGUGUUUUUUAGCAAUUUACCGGACGAAUGGAAGCCAAGUGCUAGAAUGGUAUUAAACCAUUUAGAAAAUGAUGAUAGUCAAUAUUUAAACUUCGCCAGAUCCGCUUUCAAACAGUUGAAUCAAGAUUUACCGAAGAAGUAUUCACAUCUAAUCAAGGUGUGUUAAAAAAAUAAAAAUUACUGUAAUGUAUUAUUUUAUACUUAUACAAUUUCUUAGAAUACUUAAUCGAAUUAAUAUUCGAUUCACAGUUCAAACAAUAUACCAAAUAAUAAUAUAGUAGGCAAUGGAAUAGCCAAUAAGUUUCGCAAAUUAUCAUUUUCUUAUCAGAAAUUCGCGAUGUUUACAAAACUCAGAUAAAAAUUACUUAAUGAUCACUACCACCAUAUUAGGCUCUUUAAAAAUGGUGGUGGGUAACACGUGCAUCACACAAAUANAUUUCUUAGAAUACUUAAUCGAAUUAAUAUUCGAUUCACAGAUCAAACAAUAAAGCAAAUAAUAAUAUAGUAGGCAAUGGAAUAGCCAAUAAGUAUCGCAAAUUAUCAUUUUCUUAUCAGAAAAUCGCGAUGUUUACAAAACUAAGAUAAGAAUUACUUAAUGAUCACUUCCACCAUAUUAUGCUCUUAAAAUAUGGUGGUAGGCAACACGAUUUUUGAGAUUUUUGUACGGCGAAAUGAUUCUCGUGAUACACUCUUACUUAUAUACUUUGCUACUGAAAAAUAUGCAUGUCAGGAGACUGCAGGCGUUGGUUCUGGUGAAUUUUUACAAUAUAAUAUGUACCAAACAUAUCGUAGGUAUAGGUAGCUAACAAUAAGUAAUAAAAUGUCAAAAAUAAAAUAGUCUAUCAACAAAUAAAUAACCAUUUUUCGUUAAUGAUACUAUACAAAUUAUCUCACAAACGAUAUUAUUAUAACCAAACUUACCUAAUAUUUAAUGUACUUACUUAUAUUUUCAGAAUAUGAUCGAUAAGCCACGGAUAACAACCACACAAAAAAAGAAGCCUAUCGUCUUGCCAUCCUAUGCUUAUAGCUAUGAGUAUUUGUGA